Lactuca sativa (garden lettuce) is the source of this 609-nucleotide messenger RNA. The record is from RefSeq and is a predicted model, not a curated record. NCBI's taxonomy places the organism in Eukaryota, Viridiplantae, Streptophyta, Magnoliopsida, Asterales, Asteraceae.
AUGAAAGAGCUGAUGCUGAAGGAAAUUCUCUUGCCAACUUCUUCCCAUCACCCACAAAAUGAUGAUGAUCAAAAAGGGGGAGACACUGAUGAUGAUCAAAAUAGGAGAGACACUGAUGAUGAUCCAAAAGAGGGAGACACUGAAUAUGUUGAGCUUGGAUCUACGGACAACACUUUAGUCCAGACUGAGCCACCACAGCCGAUGCACGAGUCUGAUAAACUAGUUGUUGAGGAGCCUGAUAGACUAGCAGAUACUGAAAAGCUUGCUGAAGAUAAUGAGCAUGAUGAUGAACAUGAUGAUGAGUGUCAGAUCCUGGACAUGAACUACAUUGAUCCUAUUAUACCAGUCCAAGGAGAAGAUUCAGGUGUAGCUAGUGAGGAUACUCAACCUCUAUCUCGCAAGCGCAAGGCAGCAGAUUCUGAUUUGGCUUCUUCACACACUGAUACUUCUCUGCCUAGCAAGAAACCUAAGUCCAUAGUCAGCAUAUCCAACUUGGCAGUUGAAUGGAACAUGUCUCCGAAUCAACAUCAACUUCAGGUCAAAGGAUCCUUUAAAGCUCAGAUGCAGAAGUUCUUAGAAUAUCAGUCCAAAUCUAAAUCUUCCCAGUAA